Molecule: messenger RNA, 613 nt
Organism: Mytilus californianus (California mussel)
Lineage: Eukaryota; Metazoa; Mollusca; Bivalvia; Mytilida; Mytilidae
Exons: 3
Coding region: 198-539 (113 amino acids)
Source: RefSeq, a predicted model, not a curated record
UUAACAGAGAGAAACAUCUUUCUGUCAACAAUAGACCACAUUACGCCACGCCCUUCAUGUUUCAGUGUUUGAAGAACUCGUCUAUAAAGAACAGGAAAAGUAGUUUAUAUGAUAUUUUAGUUGACGUGUUGUUGUUUUGCUAGCUGUCUCAUUGACGUUUAUCACACAUAUAUGUUGGUAGUAUAUAAAAUACACAUAUGUCGACUCUUUUGGAUAAUUUCACGGAAAAAGUUACAUCUCAUUUGAAAAAUACAGUUUUUGCGACAUCAGAUACGACGCCUUUUACGGAUCAAGACCAACCUGACAAAUGUGAUGGAGCCUGUGUUAUUAUUAUCUUGGUGGCAGUAGCGGCUUUCUCCUCCAUAAUAUUGCUGUUAGCCUGUAUAUUUAGAACAAAGCCUAGAGAUAAUAGAGACUUUUCUGAUAAGGAUGAAACUAGUGCCACCAAUAUACCACAUAGUACACAAAGCAGUUUUAAUGAAAAAUAUAAUGUUGCCUAUGUUGUGUCUGAAAAACAGAAAGAAGUGGAUAUUGCAUAAACAUUUAAAUAUGUUUUGUUAAUAUACACUGUUACUUAAGUAUACUGUUCUCAGAUGACAUUCUCAUAUUGAAA